Molecule: messenger RNA, 1634 nt
Organism: Ornithorhynchus anatinus (platypus)
Lineage: Eukaryota; Metazoa; Chordata; Mammalia; Monotremata; Ornithorhynchidae
Gene: GNB1L
Product: G protein subunit beta 1 like
Exons: 8
Coding region: 259-1239 (326 amino acids)
Molecular function (GO): protein binding
Source: RefSeq, a predicted model, not a curated record
CCCGGGCUCGCCGGGGGCUGCUCUCCCGCGCGCCCCUUCCCCUCCCCCGCGCCGGGCCGGGGUUGGCCUCCUUCCCGCCGGCUCCCGGCAGGCCCCGCGCGCGCCCGGCCCGAGGCCGCCGUGACGUCACGCCGGGAGCCGAGCUCUCUCCGCUGACCUUGGCUGGGAUCGGCAGCGCCGGCCUGGCGGGAGCCCUCCACACCACCCGUGCCCGUCCGCCCACGUGGUUCACGUGCCCGUGCCGGCCCGGAAGACGCGAUGGCCCCACCCCCUCCAGACCCCCAGUUUGUGCUCCGAGGGGCAAACUCUGCCAUCAACGCUCUACAUUUCUGCCAGCGAGACCCCCACGGGCCCCCUGCUCUACUCUCGGGGUCGUUGAGCGGGCUGGUCCACGUCUGGAACCUGGAGACCCGUCGGGUGGACGCGGUCCUGGAUGGCCACGACGGGAAGUCCGUGCUGUGGCUGGAGACGCUGGCCGGGAAGAACCUGCUCCUCAGCCAGGGACGCGGCCUGCGGAUCUGUCUGUGGGACCUGGCGGAAGGAAGGAACACGGUGGCCGAUGCCUGGUCCUCGGAGAGCGUGGGCUUCUGCAAGUGUUCGCUGCUGGCCGCGGCCGCCGGACGCUGGCUGCUGGCCGUGCCGGGGAAGGACAUGGAGGAGGUUCAGGUCCUGGAUCUGCCCUCCAAGACGUCAGUCUGUACCUUGAAGCCAGCGGUGGGUGCCAAGCUAGGCGUGCCCAUGUGCCUGAAGCUGUGGCAGGCGGCGGGGGCCGACCCGCUCCUCCUGGCCGGGUACGAAGAUGGGUCGGUGGUGCUGUGGAGCGUGGCGGAGAGGAGGGUCCUGAGCUGCCUCCGCAGCCACCGCGAGCCGGUCGUCAGCCUUGACUUUGACUCGGAGAAGGCCAAGGGGGUGUCGGGCUCUUCAGAGAAGACCCUCAACGUCUGGAGCCUGGACGGACAGCAGACCUUAAAGGCUUCCCACACCCAGGAGCUCCCCAACCCAGGGGUGGCUGACGUGCUGCUGCGGCAGGACCGGAAGAUCCUGGCCACGGCCGGCUGGGACCACCGCAUCCGGCUCUUCGCCUGGAAGAAGCUGAAGCCGCUGGCCGUGCUGGACUACCACAGUGCCGCGGUGCACUGCCUGGCCUUCUCGGCCCCCGGGGGGCCCGGCCGGCAGCUGCUGGCCGCGGGUUCCAAAGACCAGCGCAUCAGCAUCUGGUCCAUCUACAACCAGACGUGAGAAACCCCUCCGGCCCCCGUCUCCCGUCUCCCCCGACCCCCGCCCGGGCCCCAAGGGGCAGCGGGGUCUCGGCGGAUUCUGGCCCAGCCUGCCUCACCCGGCCUCUGGCCCCUGCCCGGGCUUACCCUCUGCUAGAGUUGGCCACUGCGUACACCUGGGGACUCCCAGCCCCGUCACAUCCGGUCUCGGUGGUCCACUGUCCCGACUCCUCUGGCCUCGGUGGUCCGUUGUCCUGACCCCUCUGGUUUCAGGGGCCCGCUGUCCUGACCUCUCUGGGCUCGGCGAACCGCUGACCUGGCCCCUCUGGGUUUGGUGAUCCGCCGUCCCGGUCUUCCUCGACUUGGCUGUUGAGUUACGGAAACCAAAAUAAAACCAUCCCAGAAGUCUCCAUUUAA